AUGCCCCGCCAACAGAUCAAUUUAGAACCCUACCGGGAGGAGAUCAUUACUCUCUACCACCAUGGUGUUAGUAGCGACUCUAUCGGCCGCACACUCGAAAGUCGACAUAACAUCCAGGUCAAGGAGCGAACCAUCCAGUCUCGGCUUCGCCAGUGGGGCAUCCGCAAACGACACCGGACGACGACUGGAGAUGAGGCGUUACACGCGCGGAUUAGGAUGCUUUUCUUACAGGAUAGGCUGACCGACAAGGCGAUGCUCAACAUGCUGCAGCAAGAAGGUUACGGUAUCUCUGAACGCACUUUGCGUCGUCUGCGGUUUAAAUUAGGACUCCAUGCCAGGGCUUCUGAACAAGCACAACACCGAGAACAGAUGCAAAUGAUCAUACCGCGGUCUUUGAUAGAGGGCCAACCUGUGUGA
This is a messenger RNA of Penicillium paradoxum, 417 nucleotides long. RefSeq names its product Clr5 domain-containing protein. The record is from RefSeq and is a predicted model, not a curated record. The transcript has a single exon. NCBI's taxonomy places the organism in Eukaryota, Fungi, Ascomycota, Eurotiomycetes, Eurotiales, Aspergillaceae. Bases 1 to 417 code for a protein of 138 amino acids.